Arabidopsis lyrata subsp. lyrata is the source of this 1888-nucleotide messenger RNA. Its product is annotated as D-xylose-proton symporter-like 3, chloroplastic. Gene Ontology annotation, biological process: transmembrane transport. Gene Ontology annotation, cellular component: membrane. The transcript is spliced from 14 exons. Bases 85 to 1764 code for a protein of 559 amino acids. The record is from RefSeq and is a predicted model, not a curated record. Lineage: Eukaryota; Viridiplantae; Streptophyta; Magnoliopsida; Brassicales; Brassicaceae. Gene Ontology annotation, molecular function: transmembrane transporter activity.
AAGAGUCAAAAUCUCUAGAGGAUGAGAGAUAUUUUAGACCAAAAUUAGCGGGAGAAUCCUCAGUUGUUUCACUCCGAUCCGAUCAUGGCUUUCGCUGUCUCGGUUCAGUCACAUUUCGCAAUCAGAGACUUAAAACGAGACCAGUUCAAGAAGAACCCAUCUCCGCGUACUUCCUGCUCGUGUUUUAAAUCGAGGUCUGACUCGUCUUACCUAAGUUUAAAGGAACGUACUUGCUUGGUUUCCAAGCUGGGUUUAGUCACUACUAGAUACAGAGCUAAAUUCCAGGUCGGAGCUGGGACGGGAGGAGAGUUAGCCGACGGUGGAGAAGUAGCUGAUUCGAUUGCUUCUGAUGCAUUAGAGUCAUUUUCUUGGUCUUCCGUGAUACUCCCGUUUAUCUUCCCGGCUUUGGGAGGACUAUUGUUCGGGUAUGACAUUGGGGCCACCUCCGGUGCUACGCUCUCACUUCAGUCACCUGUGCUUAGCGGAACUACAUGGUUUAACUUCUCACCUGUUCAGCUAGGACUUGUGGUUAGCGGAUCAUUAUAUGGAGCCCUUCUUGGCUCAAUUUCUGUCUAUGGCGUUGCUGAUUUCCUUGGAAGAAGGCGGGAACUUAUUAUAGCUGCUGUUCUCUAUCUCCUCGGGUCUCUGAUUACUGGCUGUGCCCCUGAUCUUAAUAUUCUCUUAGUUGGAAGGCUUCUUUAUGGCUUUGGUAUUGGUUUGGCAAUGCAUGGGGCUCCCCUCUAUAUUGCUGAGACAUGCCCAUCUCAAAUCCGUGGAACUUUGAUAUCUCUGAAAGAACUCUUCAUCGUAUUGGGAAUUUUGUUGGGUUUUUCUGUUGGAAGCUUCCAGAUUGAUGUAGUUGGAGGGUGGCGUUACAUGUAUGGAUUUGGUACGCCUGUUGCUUUGCUGAUGGGACUAGGCAUGUGGAGUCUCCCUGCAUCUCCUCGCUGGUUGCUGCUUAGAGCUGUCCAAGGUAAAGGGCAAUUACAAGAGUACAAAGAGAAGGCCAUGCUUGCCCUCAGCAAAUUACGUGGCAGACCUCCAGGUGAUAAAAUUUCGGAGAAGUUAGUAGAUGAUGCCUAUUUAUCUGUGAAAACGGCCUAUGAAGAUGAGAAAUCUGGGGGAAACUUCCUGGAAGUAUUCCAAGGGCCUAAUUUGAAAGCUUUGACAAUUGGCGGAGGUUUAGUCCUCUUCCAACAGAUAACUGGACAGCCUAGUGUUCUUUAUUAUGCGGGUUCGAUUCUUCAGACUGCUGGAUUCUCUGCUGCUGCUGAUGCAACUCGAGUCUCUGUUAUUAUUGGUGUUUUCAAGUUACUGAUGACAUGGGUAGCUGUUGCGAAAGUUGAUGAUCUCGGCAGACGACCUUUACUGAUUGGAGGUGUCAGCGGCAUUGCGUUGUCCUUGUUUCUACUGUCAGCAUACUACAAGUUUCUCGGAGGCUUUCCCCUUGUCGCCGUUGGUGCACUGCUUCUCUAUGUUGGUUGUUACCAGAUCUCAUUUGGACCCAUCAGCUGGCUAAUGGUGUCAGAGAUUUUCCCGCUUCGCACAAGAGGGAGAGGGAUCAGUCUUGCUGUUCUUACAAACUUUGGCUCCAAUGCUAUUGUGACCUUUGCAUUUUCACCCUUAAAGGAAUUUCUUGGAGCCGAGAAUCUUUUCCUUCUCUUUGGGGGCAUAGCACUAGUAUCACUGCUGUUUGUGAUACUAGUAGUUCCAGAAACCAAGGGUCUCAGCUUGGAAGAAAUUGAAUCAAAAAUUUUGAAGUGAAAUGUUGAAAAAACAUGUUUGUUAUAGUUAAUUCUGGUGAAAUUCAUGUAUAUUGAUUUAACUAUUCUCUUUGUAACAUAACAUAUUUCAUACUCUAUGGGAAAACCAUACCUUUUCAUGAUUA